Dovyalis caffra is the source of this 1647-nucleotide messenger RNA. The record is from the annotation of a GenBank genome assembly. Lineage: Eukaryota; Viridiplantae; Streptophyta; Magnoliopsida; Malpighiales; Salicaceae.
AUGCAUACAUUAGACAUACGUAACAAUUCCCAGCUGAAUGGACUUAAUGUACCUGAUGCAAGCUGGAUUCCAGUUUCAAGUACACAAGAUGUUCUUGAUCUAAUGAAAAUUGGUCAGAGAAAUCGUGCGGUUGGUGCGACAGCUCUGAACGAGCGAAGCAGUCGAUCUCAUAGUGUUCUGACAGUUCAUGUCUAUGGAAAAGAGCUAGUUUCUGGAUCAAUUCUUAAAGGCUGCCUACAUCUAGUAGAUUUAGCUGGAAGUGAAAGAGUGGAUAAAUCAGAAGCUGCUGGUGAGAGAUUGAAAGAAGCUCAACAUAUUAAUCGGUCUCUCUCCGCGUUGGGAGAUGUCAUCUCUGCUCUUGCACAGAAGAGUCAACAUGUUCCCUACAGAAACAGCAAACUUACACAAGUACUGCAGGAUUCUUUAGGUGGGCAUGCUAAAACAUUGAUGUUUGUACAUAUAAAUCCUGAACUUAAUUCUAUUGGGGAGACAAUUAGCACCCUGAAGUUUGCUGAGAGAGUUGCAUCUAUAGAACUUGGGGCAGCUAGAUCGAACAAAGAAACUGGAGAAAUCCGAGAGCUGAAAGAAGAGAUAUCAAAUCUUAGACAAGCACUGGAGAGAAAGGAAGCUGAAAUGGAGCAAAUCAAAGGUGGUAGUAAUAGAAGCACAACAGAAUCUCAAAGAACAAGAGCAGUUUCUCCUUUCAAUGUCCCAAGAUAUGGUACAAGUGCCAACUUCAAACCUGAGACAUCUCAAAGGUCAAAUGAUGACACUAGAAGCUCAGAGGCUAGAAGUUGUUCUUCGGGUAAGCAAAGGAGAUCAAGAUUUCCUUCUUCACUAACAGACAAGGAAACAUUACCAAGGAUUCCUUUCCAAGGAGAAGAAAGGUUAGCGAGCUCCACAAAACCAAGGUCACCGUCCCCUCCUGUUAGGAGAUCAAUCUCGACAGAUAGAGGAGCCCACAGUAGAAGCAGGGUCAAGGAGACUGUUGAGAAUCAACCAGUUGCAAGAGUACCAUUUCCUGCUAGAGUGCCUGUCACCAAAUCCAUUUCUGCAAUUCCAGUGAUCCCAUCAGCAGAUAUCAGCUCAAAGGGUCCGUAUAUAGGCUCGCAAGAAGCGGUGAAGCAGGAUAACAUCUCCAGUGCAUUUUACAACCUCCAAAAGGUUAGCACCAGGAGAGUAUACCCAGAACAUGAAGAGGAGCAGUUUAGGCAAGCUCUUAAUAUAAGACAAGGAGGUAUUAGAAAAAGCAAAAAUGAAAGCAAGGUUAAGGCAAAGCAACAACUUCCUGCAAAGUUCAAUAAGUUUGAUGCUGGGACAACAAUGCUCUCCGAUAUGGAUGCUGGCGAAACGAUAGAGGGGCCAAGAAAGAGUGACUUUUCGGAGCCAGAAAAUGAGCAUUUGCUCCCUGUGUCUCCAACAAUAGGCGCUUUAAAGGUGAAGAAGCUUCAGAGGAACUUCUCAAGGAACUCUCAGAUUCUCGAACCAAGAGUUGUCCAAGUUGUGGAACCCUUAAUAGCUGGAAAACACGAAAACAAAGUUCCAAAUAAUGUAUCUCAUAAUGUGAAAGAAGGCGGAAACACCUCUACGCCUGAAUUCAGAAGGAGUCGAUCAACUCCUCGCGGAAAGUUCAUGAUUUUACCUUGA